Molecule: messenger RNA, 1426 nt
Organism: Benincasa hispida (wax gourd)
Lineage: Eukaryota; Viridiplantae; Streptophyta; Magnoliopsida; Cucurbitales; Cucurbitaceae
Product: FAD/NAD(P)-binding oxidoreductase
Molecular function (GO): cytochrome-b5 reductase activity, acting on NAD(P)H
Source: RefSeq, a predicted model, not a curated record
AAAGGCUUUAUUUCAAAGAAUCAAAAGCAAAGCAAAGGGGUUCUAUUAUUCUGAUAAUUUCGUUACACAUUUCGUUAUAUCUUUCUUUCCUCCGGCGAUCAUGGCUACGUUCUUCAGAAGAUUGGCAAACGCUGCUCCAUCUCUACGCUACAAUGCAUUAGGAAGCCAAUCAAAGAUCCAUUCCUCUAUGUUCAGAUUCCCCAUUGGAGCAAUCGCUGCAAUUUCUGGCGGAAUCUCGUAUUUGUAUUAUGUUUCCACUUCGGAUUUGGUUCAUUUAGAUCAAAGCAGUGAAGAGGCAGGCCCAAAAGUUGCACUCAAGUCAGGUAAAUGGAUUGAAUUCAAGUUGCAAGACUCUGCAAGGGUUACUCAUGAUACUCAGUUAUUCAGAUUUUCAUUUGAUCCUACGGAAAAAUUGGGGUUAAAUGUUGCUUCGUGCAUCUAUACAAGAGCUCCAAGUGGACAAGAUGAUGAGGGGAAAGUAAAAUACGUUGUACGCCCGUAUACACCUAUAUCAGAUCCUGAUGCAAAGGGAUACUUUGAUUUACUAAUUAAGGUAUAUCCUCAAGGAAAAAUGAGUCAGCAUUUUGCUAGCUUGAAACCUGGGGAUACAAUUGAAGUGAAAGGCCCCAUUGAAAAACUCAAAUACUCUCCAAAUAUGAAGAAACACAUUGGCAUGAUUGCUGGUGGCACAGGAAUUACUCCCAUGCUCCAGGUCAUUGAUGCUAUAGUAAAAAAUCCAGAUGACAAUACCCAGGUCUCGCUGCUUUACGGGAAUGUCUCUCCUGAUGACAUAUUGCUUAAACAGAAACUUGACAUACUUGCAUCUAGCCACCCAAAUAUAAAGGUAUUCUACACUGUUGAUAAUCCAUCAAAGAGUUGGAAGGGAGGAAAAGGAUACGUAUCAAAGGAUAUGGUCAUCAAAGGCUUACCACCCCCUGGUGAUGACGCACUAAUCCUCGUAUGCGGUCCACCGGGGAUGAUGAAACACAUAUCUGGGGAGAAGGCUCCAGAUUACUCACAGGGAGAGCUUGUUGGCAUACUUAAGGAACUAGGAUAUACUAAGGAAAUGGUUUACAAAUUUUAACAAGAUUGACAAAAUUUUAUGUGAGGAAGUAUUUUCUGAAGCCUUGUUAGAGUUCAGUCAUCGGACCAAAAUUUUAAAUCAAAAUAAUUUCCAAGGUGAUGUUCAUUAGAUAAAGAUAAUCUUUUGAAGGCCAUUUUAUGUCGACUUCUUUUUAUACUUUUUCAUGUCUGGAUAAAGGGGUCGGCAUCUUCUCUAAUUGGGUUCGACAAUCUAUUUGAUAUCUAGCCCUAUAACAUAAAAAAAAAGACUUCACAGCUUCUAUUUGGCAAGGACAAAGAGUCAACACUUGUGGAAAUCUCACAUUUAUGGAGUUAAUGGGUCAGCAUAGUCAAGAAUACAUAA